AUGCGAGGGUGCCGAGGCGAAGCGAAUUAUUGGCGGAAGCCGUUGCUGGGAAUGAGUGUGUUGAUGGCUGGACAGAUUGUCAUUGUGCCGACGAAUGGGCGCGAUCAACUGACGUGUGGUCUGGCCGCUGAGGAGAAGCGCGUGGUCUAUCAGUGCGUGCCAUUGUCGGUGCUGGGGUCUCUGUUACCGAAGACGCUGGAGGCACGACGUAUGAUGGACCUGCGGUCGACGGUGGUGAGGAUGACCGAGGCCGCGCGACGAGAGCACCGACUAGCGGUCGGCCGGAAACAUCCUGGACUCAGCUCGGAGCAACUCGCCAAGGCCAGAGAAAAAUUGAGACAGGCCGCAUUAGUCAAGCAGGGAGAUGCCGACAGGGCCAGAGAUGAAGCAUUCGCCAAACUCUGCGUGGAGCAUUUUGACAGGAUCAGGCAAGCCGAAUUAGCCAGAAUCGAAGAAGCCGAUGACGACGCCACAAACCGGUCACCGCGAAACGUGUCGGAUGAUGAUGCAUCAAACAUGAGCGCUGCAUCGCACUCUAGCUGUGGCUCAGACGUGAGCGGUCACAGCUGGGUCGCCGCCGGACGGCCAGAUCCGGGUGUUGAAAAUUUGCGGUCGCUUGGAACCCCGCCGACGGCCGAAGAGGAGGCAGAUGAAGAGGCGCGUGAGACAGCCAGAGCGGCGUUCUUCGCCAUGCUUCGGGAAGGAGAUGAUAGCCAAGGAGACGAUAGCCAAGGAGAUGAUAGCCAAGGAGAUGAUAGCCAGUCUGUGGCGGGCCCAACUGACGACAAUGAGGACUCGCACAUAAGCGCAAGGUCCAACAUAAGUGCAAGGUCCAACAUCAGCGGUAGGUCCAACAUCAGCGGUAGGUCCGACAUCAGCGGUAGGUCCGACGUGAGCGGUGGGUCCAACGUGAGUGCGAGUACGUAUGGCGAUUCUCAGAGCAGUGACGCGCGCGAAAGGAGUGCGGAGGAGUUCAAUGCGUUCUUCGAGAACGAGAUUAAUGAGUAUGUCUCGGAGGGAGAGGAGUCUCGUUCUCAACGUCGUUCUCAACCAGCUUGGCGGACUCGGCAUGGGCCGCCUCCGAUUGAGAGGUUGCGAACUGUAGCCCGAGUGAACUUGAAUGCGGAGUUUGGGGCUGAGCCGGAGUUUGCUGUGGACCCGUUUGGUGAGCGGCUAGAUGCGGCUGACAGGGAUCGGAUUGUGUCGAACUUGCUCGAGUGGCCAACUUGGACGCUGGGUGCGGUUGCAUUGGGUGGAGACAAGUUGCGCAGUCGUGGGCACCGUCGUCUUGCGGGUGAAAGAACACGGAAAUUGUUGGAAGAACGCGCGCAAAUAAUCUGGCCUGUGGCGACAGCACCGACGGUUGAAGCGUUAACAUCUUUGGUGAAGUACGAGGAUGUCGCAGAAGAGUGUCGACGCCGUGUGAAUUGGUAUUGGGAGCACCGCCACGACGCCAAACUGUUUACACGCAAGACGGGUUGCGGUGUGGAUCGUUGCGACAAAGUCUACGAAGGCUCCUUCUUCCCGGAGUUGGAUAAAGACGAAAUCUUCAUCGCACUCCGCACAGUACAACGUCGACCGAGACGCAAGUCGCACAGUCCCCCCAACGUUAAUUGGAGUAAAGCGAACUGUCCUGGCGUAACCUUGGGGCUAGCAUCUCGUUCACGAAAGCUUGCAAUCAGGAACUUCAGACACCUACAAUCAAACAUCAGCCAAGGCCGCGCUUUCAGACACAGUAUCGGACGCAUCGCAGACGCCGUCAUACCCGGUGUGAGCGGCGCUCUUCUCUGCAAACCAUCACAAAAGGAACCUCGUACACUUACCCCACGGAAGAUUACCCCACGGAAAAAGUUCGCUUGCUAA
This is a messenger RNA of Gregarina niphandrodes, 1863 nucleotides long. RefSeq lists its product as hypothetical. NCBI's taxonomy places the organism in Eukaryota, Apicomplexa, Conoidasida, Eugregarinorida, Gregarinidae. The record is from RefSeq and is a predicted model, not a curated record. Bases 1 to 1863 code for a protein of 620 amino acids. The transcript has a single exon.